Messenger RNA from Lineus longissimus, 2007 nucleotides. RefSeq names its product ribonucleoside-diphosphate reductase small chain-like. Gene Ontology annotation, cellular component: cytosol. Bases 91 to 1302 code for a protein of 403 amino acids. The record is from RefSeq and is a predicted model, not a curated record. Gene Ontology annotation, biological process: deoxyribonucleotide biosynthetic process. Gene Ontology annotation, molecular function: ribonucleoside-diphosphate reductase activity, thioredoxin disulfide as acceptor. The transcript has 7 exons. NCBI's taxonomy places the organism in Eukaryota, Metazoa, Nemertea, Pilidiophora, Heteronemertea, Lineidae.
AAGGAUUGUUGUUACCGCAAUAAAAUCCGACGAGCAAGUUCCUGCUGUAAAUAUUGUAGAUAUUAUAGCCUCAUCCCAAUAAUUACAAAAAUGCUGUCUGCACAUUCACCAAGAUCAACACAAGCCUACAAAGACAACGACAACGUUUCACAGAUGAAGAACCUGAAGAACAAUGGAGAAAAUAUUCCAAAAAAGCAAGUAAAAGUGCUUGGAGAAAGUCAAUCGCAGAAUAUCAUCAAUGGCACGCCAAAAAAGAGCGAGAAUCAGAUUGUGAAGAAAUUUGAAAAGCCAGUCAAAGUUGUCGAGGCAGAACCAAAGAAGUUUGAUUAUCAAGAUGAACCCCUUCUCCGAGACAACCCCAGGCGAUUUGUGGUGUUCCCCAUCCAGUACCCUGAUAUCUGGGCGAUGUACAAGAAGGCGGAAGCUUCUUUCUGGACUGCCGAGGAGGUUGAUUUGGCCAAGGAUGCCAAUGACUGGGACAGUCUCAAGGCUGAAGAGAAACACUUUGUCUCACAUGUGCUUGCCUUCUUCGCUGCAAGUGAUGGCAUUGUCAACGAGAAUUUGGUUGAGAGGUUUGGCAAGGAAGUGCAAGUGACUGAGGCACGGUGUUUCUAUGGUUAUCAGGUUGCCACUGAGAACAUCCACUCGGAGAUGUACAGUUUACUGAUAGAUACCUACAUCAAGGACUCAAAUGAGAGGAAUUACCUCUUCAAUGCCAUUGAGACUAUGCCGUGCGUCAAGAAGAAAGCUGACUGGGCCCUCAAGUGGAUCAAUGAUGAAAGCGCAUCAUUUGGAGAACGUGUUGUUGCCUUCGCUGCUGUGGAGGGUAUCUUCUUCAGUGGAUCCUUUGCUGCCAUCUUCUGGCUCAAGAAGCGUGGACUGAUGCCUGGUUUGACAUUCAGCAAUGAGCUCAUUAGCAGAGACGAGGGUCUUCAUUGCGAAUUUGCCUGUCUGAUGUUCAGCCAUCUUGUGAACAAGCCAUCAGUUGCCAAGGUCACCGAAAUCAUCCGUGAUGCUGUGAGGAUUGAGCAAGAGUUCCUCACUGAUGCUCUGCCAUGCUCCCUUAUUGGCAUGAACUGUGACCUCAUGAAGCAAUACAUUGAAUUCGUUGCCGACAGGUGGCUGAGUGAGCUCAAAUGCCCAAAGGUGUAUGGCUCAGAGAAUCCUUUCCCAUUCAUGGAACAGAUCUCAAUGGAAGGAAAGACGAAUUUCUUUGAGAAGCGAGUGGGUGAAUACCAGAAGUCUGGUGUCAUGUCAACAAGUGGGGAAAACAGUUCAUUCUGUUUGGAUGCUGAUUUUUAAAACGGACACUUUUGUGACCAAUCUCUGCAAAAUGUGCAAUGCAAGUUGAUGACUUUUAAUGUGAUGAUCCAGGUUUUAGACCUCCAAGCAGCUUUUUGCGUUGCAGUAAAGUUGGGCCAUUUUAACAUGAUGCGGUAACCAGCAUUAAGAGAUGCUCGUCGUCUGGCCCAGAUUUUAUUUGUGUAACGUGUGGUUGUGCAGUCAAAGGCAUUUUAUAGAUUUUUUACUUGGAAUUUAGCAGAGCAGUUAUCACUGCUUUUUACGACUGCGACAAUUUCCAUAAAUCUAUUUUUAUUAAUGUAUUGAAUUGAUCUUGGUGUGGCAUUUUCAGUGCUUCAGACUAUUUUUAGUUCUGCCCACUGAAUCAUGUCUGAAAUGUAAUGUAUAUAGGAUUGAUUGUUAUCUUCUUAACUUCAGUAUAUUGGUAUGUAGAUAAACAAGACCAGUUAAAAUUUGUUGUGAACAGAAUUUCGAUUAUAAGUAUUCAAUCUUGAAAGUAUGAACACGACAUAGUUGAAAUAUCACAUAGCGAGCAAAUGUAACAAAAUACUUGAUAAAUUAUAAAUGAUACCAACCUCUUGUUACUUUCGAACUGGAGGCAGGAACUUGCGAUUCUUUUUUAAAGAAAGCUGCUCUUAUCAUUUGGAAUUUUAUCCUGUUAUACUUCUUGUGUAAGUUUUUUGGUAAUAAAUGUUAGUUAAAUUA